AUGCAUAUGCGAGCAACCGCCACUUUUUUCGGUCGGAGCACCACAGGAUGGACAUUUGCGACAGGUGCGCUCAAUAGUUUCUUCGGUGGCAGUCGUUUCCGAACAAAUACACUUCUCGCAGCGACAUAUGGCACAGAACGAAUGCUCACAUUCGGGGCAGGAUCGUCUAAAGCUGCUGCCGACAAAAAAGAAGGCGAAAGCAAAAAGCAAUCGAGCAAGAAAGAAGAAAAAGAAGUGACGAUGAAAGGGCAUGAGCUCAAAUUACGUGAGAUGCUGAUUCCGAAGAAACGCAAACGAGUGUACGCAAAAAUCAAGAGAGGAAUCAAACGUCGAGCACGCGAAGAAAGGAAGCUCAAUGAGAAGAGGCUGAAACUACUGGAAACUUCUGGAUAA
Molecule: messenger RNA, 393 nt
Organism: Gongylonema pulchrum
Lineage: Eukaryota; Metazoa; Nematoda; Chromadorea; Rhabditida; Gongylonematidae
Source: the annotation of a GenBank genome assembly